CAAGAAAUACCGCUACUGAACCUCGUAGUUCAGGACUGCGAGCCUAACAUCGAGCUCGCCGACAUCGAGCUCGCCGAAACCAAAUUAUGGCCGGCAGAAGGAAAAGCAGCACUUGAGCAAGAACGCGCCAAGUACUUCGCAUAUGAUUUCUUCACGCCAAGCCCCGUAAAGGGAGCAACCGUCUACUGGCUGCGAUAUAUCUUG
Molecule: messenger RNA, 204 nt
Organism: Aspergillus versicolor CBS 583.65
Lineage: Eukaryota; Fungi; Ascomycota; Eurotiomycetes; Eurotiales; Aspergillaceae
Exons: 1
Source: RefSeq, a predicted model, not a curated record